UGUUGCUGAUAGAAUAAGUAAACGUCGUAAAUCGUUGAUAGGAUGACAAUGGAAGCUAUUAUGGAAAAUAUUGAUCUGUAAGAUAACGGAUAAUCUGGUGCGAUUUGGAUACCGUCUUAGGUUGAAGAUGGACAGCUUAAAACUUGUGUCUCUCUUACUUAUAUGUUUAACUGUUGCUGACUGUACCAUUGAAAACCAAAACUUUCAAUAUAAUUUAGUGAAUCAAAUUGAUACUCCAACAUGCAACAUUUCCAGAUUAUCUCAAGAAACACGACUGAAACUCUUGGAUGCAAGUGCCAAAGUACCCUCAGGUCUUCUGGACUCAAACGUCUUUGAUUUUGGCAACUUCGAUGAGUGCUACAACAUCUUCGAACACUUAGACAACGAAGACAUUUACGGUAAAUACUGUUUGGGCACCAUGCAGUUCGACCAACUACCAGAAAUUUUAAACCACUCUUCGAAUUCAAGAAGGAAGAGGAUGGUUGGUGGUUAUUCAAUCCCAGGUUACCACUUUGGUUAUUGUUUACCCAACAGUUGCACCACCAAUGACUUCAAAGCACGUCAUCCAAUAAUGGAGUUUAGUGAAACUUUCUGCUACAGCCAAGCCAAACCACAAAAAUAUGACUCGGGUGACAUAAUAGCUUUGAUGGUAUUUGGAGUCUUUGGAGCACUUCUUGUGUCAUCAACAAGUUAUGGAGUGUACCUGUAUUACACCAACCAAAAACCUAGACACCCAAUACUUCUGUGCUUCUCCAUCAUUGAAAAUGGACGAAAAAUCUUCAAAACUUCAUCAACUGGUGACCAAUUGACUUGCAUUCAUGGAAUGAAGGCUUUAAGCAUGAUGUGGGUGAUGUACGGCCACGAGUACAGCAGCACCUUGUUGUAUUCGGGGGUGGACAACUACAAGAGCCUUUUGGAGUUUGCUGAUCAAAAGGAAAACAUGUACAUUUUAUCAGCACAACUUUCAGUCGACUCGUUUUUCGCCAUUGGUGGCUUACUGUCAGUCUACGUUUAUCUGAAGUCUUUGGAGCAGGGGAAGGAGUUCAAUUUGGUCAUUUAUUACCUUCACAGAUUUAUAAGGUUGACACCUGCUUUGGCUGCCACAGUUUUAUUCAACGCCACUUUAAUUAGACAUUUAGGAGAAGCCCCAAUUUGGGGGGCAGUCUGGGAGUUCUCUCAACCCUGUCAGAAAUAUUGGUGGUCGACUUUGCUUUACAUUCAAAAUUUUGUUAACAUAAGUCACUUUUGCAACUCCCCAACUUGGUACCUUUCUGCUGACAUGCAGUAUUACAUUUUGUCACCACUAAUUCUUUACCCCCUAUCCAGGUGGCCUAAAACUGGUCUUUGUAUUUUGAUGUUUUGUACAAUUUUGGGGUGCAUUGUACCUUUUACAAUUACCUAUGUGUUGGAUCUUCCUGUUUCCACCCUCACAAAAGAAAAAGAAAAAUUGGGGAUAUUCUCGAUCUACUUUUACUACCAAAGUUACGCCAGAUUUGGUCCUUACGUGAUAGGUAUGAUUUUCGGCUACGUCUUGUAUAAAUUAAAACGAACUGAAAACUGUAAGAAGGUGUUGAAACGAAAUGAAAUCUUGGCUUUUGCCGGCGUUUGGAUAUUAAUUUUGUGGGCAGUCAUCGCCUGCACGUACGGUGGUGCAGAUGUUGUUUUAGGGCUUCCAUCAAAAUUGUCACGUGCUUUCUUUAAUGGUUUUAAUAGGAACGCCUGGGCUGUUUUGGUGUCACUUGUUAUUGUACUUUGCUCCUUAGGAUAUGGAGGCCCUAUUAAUAAGUUUUUGUCAAUUGGUGCCUUUCAGUUUUUGUCAAAAAUAUCUUACAGUAUGUAUUUACUGCAUUAUAGUGUAAUUGGUGUGAGAAUGAUGAGGAAAAAGACUCUUUUCCAUUACUCUUGGUACGAUGUUAUGAAUAGAUUUUGGAUUGAUUUUGUGACAAUCAUAUUCUUCUCUAUUCUUUUAUGUGUUACAUUCGAAUCACCUAUUAUAAUUAUUGAAAAAUACAUUUUUGGAAAACGUAAGAAAACUGAUAAAACAUCAAAAAACAACUCAACUUAGAAGAGUUUUAACAUAAAUUAUUUUAUUUAUUUAUUAUUUUAGAUGUAAUAAUUGUAAUUGAUGUAAUUAAUGUAAACAAUUAAUUAAUUGUUCUUAUUACACUGACUUGUUUUACAAUUUUAAAAAUAUCCAA
Aethina tumida (small hive beetle) is the source of this 2198-nucleotide messenger RNA. Its product is annotated as nose resistant to fluoxetine protein 6. Lineage: Eukaryota; Metazoa; Arthropoda; Insecta; Coleoptera; Nitidulidae. The record is from RefSeq and is a predicted model, not a curated record. Gene Ontology annotation, molecular function: acyltransferase activity, transferring groups other than amino-acyl groups. Bases 128 to 2065 code for a protein of 645 amino acids. The transcript has 13 exons.